This is a messenger RNA of Diplodia corticola, 879 nucleotides long. Its product is annotated as n-acetyltransferase-like protein. Lineage: Eukaryota; Fungi; Ascomycota; Dothideomycetes; Botryosphaeriales; Botryosphaeriaceae. The record is from RefSeq and is a predicted model, not a curated record. The transcript has 2 exons. Gene Ontology annotation, molecular function: acyltransferase activity, transferring groups other than amino-acyl groups. The coding region runs from base 1 to 879 and encodes 292 amino acids.
AUGGCGACUACAACCCUCGCUGCCAAUGCCAUCGAUAUUGUCGACCAGAAACCAGCCAUGAGCCCUACCAGGAAGGACUCUGCCAACGAACUCAAUGCUGAGCCCUUCGAUCUGGCCAAAGGGACAGUAGAGACGAUCGAAGCUAUCUCGAUCGAUUCGGCCCCUGCACUGUCGGUCAAACCUGCUGCAGUCCCGACCGCCGUCGCCUCUGAUGGAAACAGGAUCCGCGUCCUUGAUAUCACUGAAUACAAGGGCGCUGCACUUGCUCUUGCAGAAGCGUUCAAAGACGACGACGUGUCGCGCUACUUCCUUGAUACCCCUGAUCGGGCUGACUGGACAGCUGAGCAGAAGUGGGAUCUCCAUGUAGCUAUCUUCGAAUACGUCGUAUACGCUCACAUCCUCAAAGGCCUCGUGACGACUGUGGGCCCUGACUAUGGUGCUGUCGCUUUGUGGAUGCCUCCGGGAACCCACAUGGAUGACCUCUACACCGUCUUUCGAAGCGGAAUGUGGCGUCUUCACUUCCGCCUCUCUCGCGAAGGCCGCAAACGCUUCUUCACCGAGUUCAUGCCGCUGCUCCACGACACCAAAGCAAGUGUCAUGGGCGAACGGGACGCCACUUCCUGGUACCUGGUCUACGUCGGCACCAGGCCCUCGGCCCGCGGCAAGGGUUACUGCAAGAAGCUGAUCCAGCACGUGACGGACAUGGCUGAUCGGGACGGUCGCGCCAUUUACCUCGAGAGCAGCCACGUCCGCAAUGUUCCGAUCUACCGCCGCAUGGGCUUCAGGGAGUGCAGACGCAUCUACCUCCAGCGUGCCGAGAAGAGCAACGUGGCUUUGGAGAUCAUGGUCAGGGAGCCGGGCGUUAAGGACGAUCACUAA